UUUCGGAAGAACGUUUUACAAGAGGGAAAUUUUCAAAUCGAGAAGAGGCGCUCCGUUACACAAACAAUGCUGAAACCGGGCAAAGGGAAGACUCCUCGGAGACCUGGACCAAAGAAGGCAUCCAACAUAGAAAGAGAUCCUGUAGGAGUGUACUGCCGUAUACGUCCCCUUGGGUCAGAGGAUGAAGAAUGUUGCGUUGAGAUGAUCAGCAGCACCACCAUUCAGCUGCAUGCUCCCGAUGGCCUUAAAGCUAACCGAAAUGGGGAAUACAAGGAGACACAGUACUCCUUUAAGAAAGUAUUUGGCAUUAACACCACUCAGUUGGAGCUUUUUGAGGAUAUUGCCAAGCCAUUGGUGGAGGAUCUCAUUCACUGUAAAAAUGGUCUGCUGUUUACUUAUGGCGUUACUGGAAGUGGUAAAACCUUCACUAUGACCGGCUCUCCUGGUGAAGGUGGACUCCUCCCCCGCUCUCUAGACAUGAUCUUCAACAGCAUUGGCCCCUUUCAGGCUAAAAGAUUUGUGUUCAAACCAGAUGAUAAAAAUGCCAUGGAGAUCCAGAGUCAGGUUGACGCUCUCCUCGAUAGGCAGAAGCGAGACAGUCAGCAGACUGUGCCCAAAACGCCAUCUUCCAGGCAGAAGCCUGACCCAGAAUUUGCAGAUAUGAUCAGUUCCGAGGAAGCCUGUAAAUCUGAGAAUGUCGAUGAAGACUGUUGUUACAGCGUGUUUGUUUCCUACAUCGAGAUCUACAACAACUAUAUCUACGAUCUCCUUGAAGAUGCUCCGUAUGACCCGAUCAGAUCAAAGUGGCUCGGUGGAAGCACGCCUGUGCGGAACAAUGAACCGCCUCAAUCUAAGAUUCUGCGGGAGGAUCAGAAUCAUAACAUGUAUGUGGCUGGCUGCACAGAGGUGGAGGUAAAAUCGACAGAAGAGGCUUUUGAAGUCUUUUGGAAGGGACAAAAGAAAAGGAGGAUAGCCAACACUCAGCUCAACCGUGAAUCCAGCCGCUCCCACAGUGUAUUCACAAUAAAACUGGCCCAGGCACCACUAGAUGCUGAUGGGGACCACAUACUACAGGUCACUGAACAGGACAAAAACCAGGUGAACGUGAGCCAGCUGUGCCUGGUUGACCUGGCCGGCAGUGAGCGCACCAACAGAACCAGAGCAGAGGGAAGCCGUCUUCGUGAAGCAGGAAAUAUUAACCAGUCCUUGAUGACGCUGCGCACGUGUAUGGAAGUCCUGCGUGAAAAUCAGAUGUGUGGAACUAAUAAGAUGGUACCAUACAGAGACUCUAAAGUUACCCAUCUUUUUAAAAACUACUUUGAUGGGGAGGGGAAAGUCAGGAUGAUUGUUUGUGUCAACCCAAAGGCUGACGAUUAUGAAGAAACUGUGCUGGUGAUGCGCUUUGCAGAGAUGACCCAAGAGGUAGAAGUGGCACGGCCGGUUGACCGUCCAAUCUGCGGCCUUGCUCCAGGACGCAGGCACAGAAACCAGGCCUUCAGAGAUGAGCUGUCACGUCGCCUGGAAGAACGAGGAGGUCCCAGUAAUGCUGAUGACGCAGUUCUGAUGACUCAGCUCAUAGAAAGCCUUCCAGCUUUACCUACCUGUGAGCUGGUGGACCCAAAUGAUGACCAAACACUCCCUCGUCUGAUUGAGGUCCUGGAAAGGAGGCAUCGGGUCCGCCAGAUGAUGACAGAACAGUUCAAUAAAACUGCUAAUACAGUGAAGUCCAUGCUUCAGCAGUUUGACAGUCAGCUCUGUUCAAGGGACGCCUUCCUCCACGAUCAACAAAGCAAACUGAGUGAAAAGGACAAAGUCAUUCUCAACCAGAAGACAGAGAUCGAGCGAUUAGAGAAAAAGUCCAAAACUCUGGAAUAUAAGAUCGAUAUCCUGCAGAAGACGACAGACAUGUACGAGCAGGACAAACGCUCACUUCAGCAGGAGCUGGAGACCCGGGAGCAGAGGCUGCAGAAAGAGCUGUCCGAGAGGAAGCGCCUGGAGCAGCGCAUGCAAGGCGUGAUGACAGACACCAAACUCAAGUGGGAGAAGGAGUGUGAGAGACGGGUGAACGCAAAGCAGCUGGAAAUGCAGAACAAGCUGUGGGUAAAGGAUGAAAAACUGAAGCAGCUAAAGGCCAUAGUGACGGAGAGCAGCGGCCCCGCUGAGCGUCCAGAGAAGCCUGAGAGACCCUCCAGGGAGAGGGAUCGAAACAUCGCCCAGAAGAGGUCUGCGUCACCAUCACCGCUUCCUGACUUCAGCCAAACUCCUUCCCACCAAAUUAAAGCCAGUGUUAGGGCAGUUCAGGAUCUUUACCCCAUCUCCACACCCUCCUCAUCUUCUGACUAUCCUUCAGUAGCCUCCUGCAUCUCUAAGUGGGAGCAGAGGCUCCCUGUAGAAUCAGGCAGUCAGUAUAGGCUUCCUGGGACUCCCCAAUACAGGAGCCGGACUCCCGCCCCAUGCCACAGCACCAGCAGUGUGGGUCGCAGGAGAGGCCAGCGCGGGGCCCCAAACACUGAGGCCCCUGCCACCACUCUUGUCUAUGGACUAGACCUAGAAGCAGGCACAAGGAAGGCUCUUCCAGCUCAUCCAAAACACAGGCGCUCACACUCUGCCGGUGGGGAGAAAUGGGUAGACCACAAACCACCCUCUAAUUUGGAGCUAGACACUGUCAUGCAGCCAAUCAUACCCAAUGCAAUCAAGGUGUCCACCCCGAGCGAGAAGGCUCUGUCUAAAUGCCACAAAUAUGUGCUUAGACAUCAAGAGCUUGCCUCCGACGGGGAGAUCGAAACCAAACUGAUCAAGGGCAAUGUGUUUAAGACCAGAAGUGGAGGACAAGCUGUGCAAUUUACUGACAUUGAGACUCUCAAACAAGAGUGCCCAACAGCACCGAGUCGCAAACGACGAUCAGGAUCUGCAGAAGGACCAGCUGAAGUGGAGGACAUAGAAAACAGGGCUCCAGUGGCCAGCACAAAUUCAGCCCAUGGGUAUCAAAAACGCAGAAGGCCUUAAACUGCCCUAAAUAUUUUUGUCUUUGUAUGACAUGCAAGAGGUCGGCUGGCUGUCAGGAAGGUGAAGGGAAACUAUGCAUCUGUUUAAUACGAAGAGUUUUUUUUUAAUUAUUAUUAUGUCAUUUCCUACUAGAAAUUAUUCUGGUGUAUUAUACUUUAUCAUAGCUGGAAUAAUGUAGAAUAUUUCACUUGUAAUUGCUGGAUUAGUGUAACUUUUUGAUUACUGGAAAUGUUGCUUCUUAAAAACAUGGACACACUAAAAAGCACUAUAUAACAAUUCAAUGUUUUAUACUUUUGAAUGCCAUGUACUAUUCAAAGAUUAGCAUAUGUGUGUGCUAUACGCCUGUUUGUUCUCUCUUUUUUUUUUUUUUUCCCGUAUGUCAUUGUUUUUCUUUUCAAAGGUCAUUGAUUGAUUGAUCGUCACAUCAAGCAUAUUGCUGAUUAUAAAAACACAGUUUUAGAUUAUAUUGUGUAGAAUUGCAACUGUAAAUAUUACACCAUUAUGUAGGUUUUGAAAUCAGUCUCUGGCUACAUGUAAAUAGGUGUUAUGAAGCGUUUUCCUGAGAUCUGUAGCACACGACUCUUUUUGGUGGCAUUAAAUUUAUUCAAAUACGAA
Molecule: messenger RNA, 3621 nt
Organism: Archocentrus centrarchus (flier cichlid)
Lineage: Eukaryota; Metazoa; Chordata; Actinopteri; Cichliformes; Cichlidae
Product: kinesin-like protein KIF23
Exons: 24
Coding region: 67-3006 (979 amino acids)
Biological process (GO): microtubule-based movement; mitotic spindle midzone assembly
Cellular component (GO): microtubule; nucleus; kinesin complex
Molecular function (GO): microtubule motor activity; ATP binding; ATP hydrolysis activity
Source: RefSeq, a predicted model, not a curated record